Eublepharis macularius is the source of this 4168-nucleotide messenger RNA. RefSeq names its product CAP-Gly domain containing linker protein family member 4 (gene CLIP4). Gene Ontology annotation, molecular function: microtubule plus-end binding. Lineage: Eukaryota; Metazoa; Chordata; Lepidosauria; Squamata; Eublepharidae. The record is from RefSeq and is a predicted model, not a curated record. Gene Ontology annotation, biological process: cytoplasmic microtubule organization. Gene Ontology annotation, cellular component: microtubule plus-end; nucleus; cytoplasm.
CGCGGGAGCAUCCUCAGCGCGAGCUUCUCUUGGCCAUCGGCUGAGGGAGCCUCAGUUGGUGGUGAGGACAGGUAGCUUUCUAGAAGAUGACCAUAGAAGAUUUUCCUGACCUUUCUACAGAAGGAAAUUCAUUGACAAGAAGAUACCAGCAUUUCAUUCCAGGCUCUGAACGUUGUGUUACCUACUCAGUUUCUGCUGCACCAAUGCCUUCCGAAUGUGAGUUCUCCUUUUUUGACCCUAAUGAUGCAGCAUGCCAAGAAAUCCUUUUCAACCCCAAAACAUCUGUGUCUGAACUAUUUGCAAUCUUAAGACAGUGGGUCCCUCAAGUUCAACAGAACAUCGAUAUCAUUGGGAAUGAGAUUAUUAAGAGAGGCUGCAAUGUGAAUGACAGAGAUGGAUUGACUGACAUGACUCUUCUGCAUUACACAUGCAAGUCAGGGGCUCAUGGUAUUGGUGAUGUGACGACUGCUGCCAAAUUUGCCUCACGGCUUAUCGACUUGGGUGCAGAUACCAGUUUGAGGAGCCGUUGGACAAAUAUGAAUGCUUUACACUAUGCUGCUUAUUUUGAUGUUCCAGAACUUAUUAGUGUUAUUUUGAAAAAUGCAAAGUCCAAAGAUGUGGAUGCUACCUGCAGUGACUUUGAUUUUGGAACAGCUUUGCAUAUUGCUGCCUUCAACUGUUGCACAGGAGCUGUAAAGUGUUUAUUGGAACAUGGAGCCAACCCUGCCUUUAGGAAUGACAAAGGACAAACGCCAGCAGAUGUGGUUCCUGAUCCAAUUGACACACUGGAGAUGGCAGAUGCAGCAGCAAGUGCUAAAGAGAUCAAACAGAUGCUCCUGGAUGCAGUGCCUCUAUCAUGUGACAUUUCCAAGGCUAUGCUUCCAAAUUAUGAUAAUGUCACUGGUAAAACCAUGCUUGGAUCACUUGGUCUAAAGCUGGGAGAUCGAGUUGUUAUUGCUGGACAGAAGGUUGGUACAUUAAAAUUUUGUGGUGCAACAGAGUUUGCCACUGGGCAGUGGGCUGGCGUAGAACUGGAUGAACCUGAAGGAAAAAAUAAUGGAAGUGUUGGAAAGGUGCAGUACUUCAAAUGUGCUCCAAAACAUGGUAUCUUUGCGCCUCUCUCUAAAAUAAGUAAAGCUUCAGAAUGCAAAAAGAAUGCGAGAAUAUCUUCCUCACGACCUUUGCCUGUAAUAAAGUCAAAGAAAAUUGAUGUAAAACAUAUUACAUCCAAAGUGAAUUCUGGCUUAUCCACAGUGAAAAGGGAGACUGCUACGGAAUCCAUGUUUUUGGGCAGUGAAGAUGGAGUGAAAAGUCCAACUGGUAAAGAAGCAGCUUCUCUUGGAUCCAGCAGCUCUUCAUCUUCUACUACCUCUUUGGACGGCAAGGAAAAUUGUCCCAAGAAAUGCAAUUCCACAAGUAAUAAUAAGAAGGAAGACUCUAAAUCCCAUUCAGUUGCAUCCAAAGUCAGCACUAGAGAAAAUAGUACUUUUCCAUCUGCAAGAAGGAAUCUUUUUGAUGAGGGAGAAAUUCAGAUUGGAGACAGAGUACUGGUAGUAGGGCAGAGGACUGGAAUAGUUAGAUUCUACGGGACUACAAAGUUUGCACCAGGGUUUUGGUGUGGAAUAGAGCUGGACAAACCCCAUGGCAAGAACAACGGUUCAGUUGCAGGUGUGCAGUACUUCAGCUGCCUGCCCAGAUACGGGGUUUUUGCGCCACCAUCCAGAGUGCAGAAGUUAACAGGAUCACUAGAUUCUCUGACAAAUGUUUCAUCAAGUAAAAUGAAUACUUCUUUCCCUGGUUUCCGACGAAGUUUCAGUACAACUUCCGCAUCUUCCCAAAAAGAGAUAAAUAGGAGAAAUUCCUUUGUCAAGCCAAAAACCUCUGCCUUGCGGCGCAGCUGGAGCAAUAGCACCACCGUGAGCCCUGAGGCUCCUGUAAAGCUUCACGAGGGUUCCCAGGUCCUCCUCACCAGCUCCAGUGAGAUGGGCAUAAUUCGCUACAUUGGUCCUGCUGACUUUGCUCCAGGGGUGUGGCUUGGUCUGGAACUGCGGAGCGCCAAGGGCAAGAACGAUGGGUCGGUGGGGGACAAGCGGUACUUCACUUGCAAGCCAAAUUAUGGAGUCUUGGUGCGGCCCAGCAGAGUAACCUAUCGGGGGAUUAAUGGGGCAAAACUUGUGGAUGACAUUUGCUGAAGCAUAAUGCUCAGGCCUUGAGAGGAGAGUCUGAAAUAAAGCACACAAAGGAAUCUGGCCAUCAGCUGCUUGGCAUACUGUUUCAUCUACAGCCCUAAAACUGCACAUUUAUAAUGCCUACAAAGCUCUAGCCAGAUCGCAGGUGCAUUAUGGCUCUGAGGAAUGAAAUGGUAAUAGCUUCCCCUGCAGAACAGUCCUUGCCUGAGACUUCUUUGUAGAAAAGACAUCUUUGGUGUGAGAUACCAUAUUAUUGGAAUAAUAGACUGUUUCUCUCUGGUUCCAUUUGGACUUGCUUUACCUCUUUAUAAACGGUCUUUUAAUCCCAUGUUCUAAUGAAGUUGUAAUGCUUUACUUUCUGCAGCUCAAGUGCUUAUUAGACAAAGCAGUAAUGUCUGCUGGCCUGCAAAACCAUCUUGGCCUUCUCUAGGAAAAAGAAUGAAUAGCAAUAAAGAGAGAGAAAACUUGACUGUAUUUAAGACAAAAAAGUGAAAACCUGGUAGUUUAUUAUUCAAACAGCUUCCCUAAAGCACAAAGUAACCAAUUGAAAAGAGUCUAAGGAGAAGAAUGUGUUUCUUCACUGCUACAUAUGUGAGCAGACUGAAUAAAAGAGGGGAAAAGCUAAUAAAGGAGCACAAAUAGUUUCAGAUUUGUAGAAAAAGCACUUUUUUACACUGUGUUAAAAAAAAAAAGGAAGCACGCCAGAAGCACUUUUGAAAAUAUGCUUGGAACAAGUAUUACGCACUUUUAUUUUCUCCUCUCUAGAGCAGUUCUCCCCUGAUGUUUUGUAGAAAAAAAUCUUUUGUUUGCCAAGGCUGCAAACUGUAACAUACAUAUGCAUAAAACUUUAGUAAAACUCUCCAACCCACAAUUAGUGAGUCACUUUAAGGCUGGUUACAUGCAUGUGUACAUACAGAUACCCCUCAGGAAACAUCCUCCUAGUAUGGGGGCAGGAACAUUUCUUGGGCUAGAGCAUCAACAGCUGUGGCCAACAUUCUGAUCUUGAGUAAGCACGCCAGGGUUAGGCCAUAGGGCAGUUGCUCACCUGACCCAUGGGCCCCCAGUAGUCAACUAAAUAGCAAAGCAAGGUGGACCCAAUUUGGUGCUUUCACGCCCAAUACCAGUAAAUCUUCUGAGUUCUGUACAGUGCAAUAAGCUUUCUCUAUUACUGUAGGCCAAUUUUUAGAAAAGCUAGUCACAGUGUUGCAUCUAAUCUUUCAUGUGUCUUAGAAAUCCUUGCUGUUUUUAUUCUAGGUAACUAUAUCAAAAAGCACCUUGUGUUAAAUUUGAAUUGUCUUUAAGAAGCAGCAUUUGAGGACAUGAUGAUAACUUUGCUGUGCUGUAACAUGCUUUUCAUAAAUAACUGAUUUUAUACAUUAAUUUUGAGGCCUAUUAAAACAUCAUACGUUUUAUUUGCUCAGCAUAUUUUAACUGCUAUCUUUUAUUAAUUUCAAAGCUGCAGAAGCAACAAAAGGACUGCCUCACUGGAAAAAGGAGGCUAGUCAAAUUGUACUUGAAAGUUAAGUGAUAUUAGUCUUCUAUUUUUAGACUGAAUUCUAGCUGCUUAUAAAAGUGUGUUAUAUUUUAAAUAUUGCUAGAACUAUUUUCCUGAUCUGCCCUUAACAGCGAAAAAGCUGCAAUAUUGCUUUCUAAUUAAUGAAAAAAAUAACUAAAGGUAAUGCCUGUAACUUGCAAUUUUAUGCUUAUUUUAAUAUAAUCUGAAAAUCAGUGAUGUGUAGUUGAGGUUGCAGAUGUGUUUUGAUGCACUGAACCUUACCCUGUCCAGCAUCUGUUUCCUUGGUGUUUAGAUUUCUUUUGCGAUGAACCUGCUGUUGAGAGUUUGACUGUAAUGAAACCCAUUGUUUUUGAAUUACUGUAGAUGAUUUUGAAGUAUUGCAAAUGAAGUGUCCUUUUUUUGUAUUACUUCAAUAGAUGAUGUGCAGAGAGCAGUAGCUGUAAUAAAGCAGGUGUUUUAAAUA